UGCGUGAGUCUUUCCCUCGCUAGCUCCGGGAAGCGAGUUCCGCGUUACUGUCCCUUUAAGUCUGGACGGGCGCGUGCGUAGAGUGCCCUGCGCGUGCGUAUCGGGGCCGUGACCUCGCGCCCAGUCGGCGCCGCUCGUGACUGUUUGGAUUUUUUUUAUGGGGGGGGCGGGAGAAUAACAGCUCAGCGUUCGAGCCCCUUCUUGAGUCAGUGGCGCGAGUGUUGCCAUAGCGACCUUCUCCUUGGCGGCCUGGGGCCGGGACAAGCCGCCGCCGGAGCCAUGGAGGAGACGGAAGGAGCAGGGGCCGCCGAGGGCCCCGGGGCGGCGGUGACCGAGAUCCGAGUGCCGGGCCCGCGAGCGCUGCGGUUGCUGGAGUGGAAGGUGUCAGCGGGAGCGGCGGUGAAGAUCGGGUCGCUGCUGGCGUUGUGCGCGCCCCUCCCGCCGCCCGGCCGCGCCGCCACCCCCCCGGCCCAGGGCCCCGCCGCCCGGCCCCCGCGAGCGGCCGCCGAGCGCCGAGUGAAGGCGGAGCGGCCCGGCGUGGUGCGCGAGCUCUGCGCGCGGCCCGGACAGGUCAUCGCGCCCGGAGGCAUUUUGGUGAGACUGGAAGGAUGUAGCCAUCCUGUUGUUAUGAAAGGUUUGUGCGCAGAAUGUGGCCAGGACUUGACUCAGCUACAAAGCAAGAAUGGAAAACAGAAUGUGCCAUUAUCCACAGCAACUGUAUCAAUGGUUCAUAGUGUUCCAGAAUUGAUGGUUAGCUCUGAGCAAGCUGAACAACUAGGGCGGGAAGACCAGCAGCGACUACACCGAAACCGAAAGCUGGUGCUGAUGGUAGAUUUGGACCAGACGUUAAUCCAUACAACAGAACAGCACUGCCAACAAAUGUCUAAUAAAGGAAUAUUCCAUUUCCAGUUAGGUCGAGGUGAACCUAUGCUGCAUACUCGUUUGCGUCCUCAUUGCAAGGAAUUCCUAGAAAAGAUUGCCAAGCUGUAUGAAUUACAUGUUUUUACCUUUGGUAGCAGACUUUAUGCACAUACAAUUGCAGGAUUUUUGGACCCUGAAAAGAAACUUUUUUCUCAUCGGAUAUUGUCAAGAGAUGAAUGUAUUGAUCCAUUUUCUAAAACGGGGAAUCUUAGAAAUCUCUUCCCAUGUGGUGACUCCAUGGUUUGCAUUAUUGAUGACCGAGAAGAUGUUUGGAAGUUUGCACCCAAUUUGAUAACUGUAAAGAAAUAUGUAUAUUUUCAGGGUAUAGGCGAUAUUAAUGCACCACCUGGAUCAAGGGAAACUCAGAUGAAAAAGAAGGUAAAUCAUUCUUCAAAAACAACUGAAGCAUCUGAUCCUACAGUGGUAACAGCAAAAGAUUCUGAAGAAUCAAAGAAUGUUACGUGUGUGGAAGAACAAAGUAAUGGUCUUAGGAAAUCUACAAAAGAGAUAUGUACUACAAAUGGUAGUAACUUUAUGAGCAGCGAAACUUCUAACUUGGGGUUGAAUUCCAAUGACAAAUUAAAUGUUAGAGACUCCUUAAGUGAUACCAUUGAUCACAAAACAAAUGCUGCCGUCAUUAAUGAUUCAACAAGUGUUAAGGAGUCUCAGAUUUCUUCAGAACAAGAUGAUAGGACAGUUACAGAGAAGCAGCAGACCCAAGACAAGACAACAAAUAACUUGGACUUUGAACUGUCUAGUGACAGUGAAAGUGAUGGUGGUUUAGAUGCUAAGAAGUCGUCGUCCUCUUCUGCCUCAGAUAGUGAAAGUGAGGGAAAGAGAAGCUGGAAAAAAUCAAAGCAGCCUGUACAAGAUGAAAAUUUGCAGCAAGAAUGUUGCACUGAUAUGAGUGGGGGAAAGGAUGGUCAAGUGAACCAUUCUGGGGAGGUGACAGCUCCACCUAGUGUAUAUCCUCAUGGCAAGAGAGUUGAUCUUGAAAUGCAAGAAGAAAGCGAACAGGACAGCCUUUGUGAUCUGGGAAAUGGGUGUGCAGAUAAGAAAGAAGCAGAGACAGAGUCCCAGAAUAGUGAGCAGUCUGGGAUUACAAUGGGUGAGUCUUUAGAUCAGAGCAUGGAAGAAGAGGAAGAAGACGACACAGAUGAAGAUGACCAUUUAAUAUACCUCGAAGAGAUCCUUGUUCGGGUGCACACUGAUUAUUAUACCAAGUAUGAUAAAUUCCUGAAAAAGGAGAUCAAUGAAAUUCCAGACAUAAGAAAAAUAGUACCAGAAUUGAAAAGCAAGGUAUUGGCAGAUGUUACCAUAAUAUUUAGUGGACUCUAUCCAACAAAUUUCCCCAUAGAAAGAACCCGGGAGCAUUAUCAUGCUACAGCACUUGGAGCUAAAAUUAUAAGGAACCUAGUACUGAAUGCUGAUGAUCCCAACAAGGCAACCCAUCUGAUUGCAGCAAGGGGAGGCACAGAAAAAGUACGGCAAGCUCUGGACUGUAAACACCUCCAUGUUGUAAACCCUGACUGGCUGUGGAGCUGCUUGGAGCGUUGGGACAAGGUAGAGGAGCAGCUCUUUCCCUUAAAGGAUGACUACAUCAAAACACAAAGAGAGAACAGUCCUGCCACAUUUCCUGAUACACACAGUGUGUUCCAGACUGCUCUGUUUCACCCGACGCCUAUCCAUCCAAAGUUUCGGCCGGGUCCUGAAGUUCGGCUUUAUGAUCCCAACACUGGAAAGCUAAUCAGGAAGGGCUCUCAGUCUUCUGUCCAGUCUCCGUAUAUCCAGUCUCCAGCUCCUCCCCUCACUUUACCGGUCCACGCGGAGCACUCAUCCUUCAGAGUUGUUCAACCACAUCAGCAGCAGCUGUUUGAUGAAGAGGAGUUACCAGCAAAUGAGAAUGAAGAACAACCUGGUCCAUCCAAACGGAAACGCCAGCCAAGUAUGUCCGAGACAAUGCCACUGUACACACUAUGUAAAGAGGAUUUAGAGAGUAUGGAUAAAGAGGUUGAUGACAUCUUAGGAGAAGGCAGUGAUGAUAGUGACAGUGAGAAGGAGAAGAAGAAGACAGAAGAGGAAGGAGAGAAACCACAGAGUAGUGCAACAGAAUCGCUAGGAAUGAAAAUAGAAGAGAGGCCUGGAUCAUCAUCCUCAUCAAGUGAAAGGAGCUUAACAGGCAGUGUACCCAGGACAUCUAGUGUCUUUUGUAAAGUUGCACCAAUGAGAAAAAAAGAGAGACAAAGGUACAUAAGAGAUGUCAUAGGCACUGUUUCUCAAAACUGAAUUAAACUGAAGUGAUGUUGGAGAAAUGCAGAGAAGGACAUCAGCUUUAUAUUUGUCAUGUUUAUCUAUUUUUAGUUAUUCAUUUGAGCUAAGGAAGUUCAUUGUCACUUUACAGAUAUAGUAUCCUCUCUCCUAAUUAUAGAGGUGGUGCUGAGCAUGUAAUACUAAAUAAUUGAGUGUCCAACCUUGCACAAUUGCUUAAUGAAACAAACCAUGUGUUUCUGCAUGAAUGGAAUGAGUUUUUAAAAAAAACCUGUUCCCCAGAAUAAGUUGAUUUCUAAGCAGUUCAAUUGAACUAAAUAUGCACACUUUGUAAAAUCAUUAGUUCCUAUUAAGGAGAGCAACAGUGAAUUAAAUUUAGGACCUAUGGAAUUAGGGCUUAAAUUAACCUAGCAGGACUUCCACAAAAAUCUGCAUCAGCUGGAAAGCACAAUGAGUGCGUUCAAAAAAUCAGUUACCAUUUUCUGCCUCUUAGAACUUCGAACAAAGGGGAUGUUUCUUUCUUCUGACACAAAUUCUAGUUACUCUGUUUAAAACAUGUCUUUAAAAAUGUUGUGUUGAAAGGUAAAUAUGUUUUGUCAUAGAGUGAAAAUUUGUCCAAAUUUAUUUUGGAAAUUAUAUUUCUAAACAUCUAUAAACAUGUUGAUGCAUGGGAAAGUGCCAGGAGUUAUUUUUAAAGAGGUGUAUUUUUUAGGAGCAUAAAUGUUUUGAUGAUGAUGCUGUGUUCCAUAGUCUUGUAGUUUGUGUUAUAUGCACAUACUGCUCAGAGGAAAAAAACCAGCCUAUUUGCCUGCCUUAAAUUAGAUGUUUGAGGAGCAUCGGCUUCAUGGAGACAAGUUACAUUGUAGUAAUAAUAAAAAUGUCAGUAGGACCAGCCAAAAAAGGCCACUACAUCAUAAUUAUAUAGCAGGUCCUUGAUUUUUUAAUACAGUUUUUCAGGAAGAAUGCUCUAGCCCCAAGUAAAAAUUAAACUGCCACAUCUUGAUGAAAAUUAUUUUCUCCCUUAAUUUGCUCCUACAUCACAUCUGAUUGAGCUACUCUUCCUUAUGGGGAUUUUAGAGAGAGAAACCUCAUCUGGUUUCCUGUAAGCCUUCAAAUCCGAUUUCUGUGUUUUUUGUCACUUGUCAGUUUCAAGAAAAGGAGGCAUUCUAUUCAGUUUCUCCUUUCUUCCUGUGUUUUCAAUUUUCAUCUAUAUAGCCAUGCUAUAGUAAUGUUUUAUUCUGUCUCUCCAACAUACACAGAUCAAAAAUAUUCCCAUUGGAAUAAAUACAUAGGCUUAAUUUAUCUAUCCACAUAGGAACGAAGCAAAAAAAAUGUUUGCUCUUACAAGUUUAAGGUGUUAUAUAUCAUAAUAUUAUGUAAACUGCUCCAGCAGAUAUUCCGAAAACUUAACUACUCAAGGAGUGUGAUCAUUAUAUUAGUCAAUAAUUGGACUGUAAUUAUUAUUUCUCAAUUAGGUUAUGCAUUUUGCCUCUGAUUUUUAGACAAAUAUAUAUGGAAAUAAUGUGUAGUAUACUACUGCUUUAGACAGUAUAAAUUGAGCUGUACAGCAUUCCAUUCAGAGCAAUUUAAAUCAUUUAUUUUAAUAACUUUUCCAUUUGUACUUCAGUUAUUUUCUAAAGAAACUUGCAUUCUCACUGAUUGAUAACAUUUAAAACUUAUUGAUUCACAACUAAAUAGAGCCUUUACACUAGAUUUGGUACAUGUUUUUGCUACCUAAGAGGGUACAUUGUAACUAUAUACAUUUAUUUAAGCAAUUAUCUAGCUUAAUUUUUUUCACUCUUAUUAAUUGUACUUUUUUAGUGUUAGAAAAUCAUGAAUGAUAUAUUGCUUAUUUACUAGAUAAUUAACUUUUUGCUCUUGAUUUGUGCUAACCUGCGUUAGGAUGGUAACUGGAAUUUUUAAACACACAGAACAGCAUAUAAGAUUUAUAUUUAACAAACAAAAUAACCUUAAAUGUGGUGGAUACAUAAACUUCCCUUAUCAAAACAUGUUUCACAUUUACAAAUAAAUGGUUUAUUAAAGGAACAGAGGGGUUAACUGUACUCAGUGAAUUAAACUGACUAUUGCGCGUCAGCCUGGGAAAACUUUCAAAUAUGCCUAAGUGAAAGUGACUGGAGCUUAAAUUCCUACUAGCUUAAGUUUUUUGAAAAGGAGACAAGUCUCCUAAGUUAUUUAGACUGACCUUCAGACUUCUAAAACUGGUAGAUAUUAUCCCCUCCCUCCUCAUUUUUAUUCAUAGACUGGAAGAGAGACACAAGUUUUCCUGAUUUUUUUCAGCUCCCAAUCAAUUUCUCAUCUUUGAGUGAAUUAGUUCAAAAGAAAAAAAAAAUCUUCUCUGUGCCUCCAGAAGAGACUGCUGCUCUGGAAAGCUGGUAUAGCACUUCAACAGACUCUGUUUCUAGGUGCUUAGCUAGUGCCUUCCACCAGUUCAGUGGUGUAGCUUUCUUUAAAACAUCAGCAAAUAUGUCCUGCUUGAAUGGUUCACCUCCAGCCCUGAAAUUUAUUAUGGUUGGCAUGACUGAUUGGGUAAUUAUUAGAUGCCCAUGCCAUUGCAGCAACUUCUUCAAUUAGACCUCUACCCUGGUACUUUGGGUCAAGAGUAAUAGCAAGAAAAUGAGGUGGAGUAAGUGUUUGAUCUGUUUGAAUCUUUACUGCCUAUGAUUCAACUUUGUUGUUGGGGAUUUCUUUCUUUGAUAUCUCUUGAAGUUCUUUCCAAAUUUCAGCAGCAUCAGCAAUACAGCAGCAAUCUUUCUGUGGUUUGUCCACAGGUAUGGAAAUAGGUUUCAGUAUAUUCAAUAUAUCUUCUACGUUUCUCUUUAAUACAAUGUUGACUAUUUUGGCUGUGAUAGUUCCAUCUAUUUUGUCAUGAUUUUCUUCCCAAAAGGUCAGCGGAAUAGGCCAGUUCUUAAUAAAUAGUUCAAAAUAGUCAACCACUGAAUUCCAUCUUACAUCUUCAAGGAGAAUUAGUUUGGAUCCUCCUCCCCCCUUCAGUGAAGCUGAAGCAAUGUGGCUAUUGUGGAAGUAUUUUGCAAUUUCUGGAGUUGUACUUAAGUUUUUGGCUAAAAGAUGCAUCAAAUGAGCAUUACACCCAUAUGUUAUAUGUUCCAGGUUUCCAUCGUUAUCUUCUUUUACAUUUCUUCUCAUCUUUGCCACAUUUGCAGCAUUGUCUGUAAGAAGACUAUAUGCUUGACACUUGAAUUUUUGUUCCGUUUGUCACAGUUUUACUGCUACUUCUAAGUAUUGUACUGUAUGGGCAUUUCCUGAUGUAUCACUUGUUUCUGUAAACUAGGCAACUCCAUCUUUUCUUGUCAUACAAGCACUUUGUACUUGAUCAUUGUGUACAUUGUUCCACCCAUCAAGACUCAAAUUAUCGAAUUUCCCAUCAAUGUUUUUUGCACACUGUUCAGCUUCCUUCUCAUACACUGUAUCCAGCAACCUUCCAGUAAUGUCUGCUGUGCCAGGUAGAAUGUAGCCUGGUCGUAACAAUUGAACCAGAUCCACGAAAUGUUAGUUCUGAACAAGACAAAAGGGACAAUUUUCAUAAAUAAACUGAGCAAUCUUUUCAUCAAUGGAGUCUUGAUGGAAUUUUCUAGUCCUGAUUACAAACUCAUCCAUGGUUUUAGUGGAUGAUGAAGAAAGACUUUGUUGUUGAGAUACAGGUGAUUAACUUUAGUAAGUUUAGUAUUGUUGUUGUUGAGAUACAGGUAACUAAAUUUAGUGCAGCACUGCUGAUGGCACUAGCAGAUGACUCUUAAAUUGGAGACAUUGCAGAUGAUGGACGUUCAUAACGGUUUAUGUCUAAGCUGGACCCUGAAAAACAAUGGGUUUAAAAAAAAAUCAUUUUUAUUCACUAUUACUCAGUGCACUACUUAAAAAAAAAAAAAAGACUGUAAAGGAAAUUCCUCCUUCUGUAGUUGUUGGUAACACCUUUUAAAUUAUAUAAUAUAUUUUCCCUGUAAAACUGGAUUUAGAAUAAUUAAGAAAUCAUUUAGGAUUAUCUAAAUCUAUAUAAACCCUAUCUCUAGCAAACAAAACAUAUUUAAAAGUUAAGAUUCAUAAAUGCCUAAUAAAACUUUGCAUUUGAACAGAAAAUGUUCAUCUAAGAGGUUUGAUUAUACUGAGCAGUAGAAAAUCAUUUCAGAAGUCCAGCAGUAACAG
Molecule: messenger RNA, 7368 nt
Organism: Dermochelys coriacea (leatherback sea turtle)
Lineage: Eukaryota; Metazoa; Chordata; Testudines; Dermochelyidae
Gene: CTDP1
Product: CTD phosphatase subunit 1
Exons: 13
Coding region: 280-3207 (975 amino acids)
Cellular component (GO): nucleus
Molecular function (GO): RNA polymerase II CTD heptapeptide repeat phosphatase activity
Source: RefSeq, a predicted model, not a curated record